AACUUCUAGGCGCUUGUCCCAUCCCUCAGCCGCCGAUAGCCCACUGUCUCCUCCUCGUGUUCCCCGCCAAGCCAAUCACCUUUGUUCCUUGUUCAGAUCCACUCCACCAACCAACGAAGCCACCUCCCACUCGUUUUGGACCGCUAGAUCGCGGAUCCGAUGGCCCAGGAGGCUCCCCAGCGUCCCAGCGUUCGUCCCUGCCUCCCGGCCGCAGAUCCCUCGCCCCCGCUCGAUCUGGCCGCGGAGAUUCCGAGCGCCUCGACCCCAAGCUCCAUCACCCGCUGAUGGCCUCGAUGGAGACCUCCAUGGCCGCUCCAGCUAGCUCCGUUGCUGUCGUUUCGUGCCGGGAAUGGGUGGAUCCAGGCUCCCCGCACCCAGAUCGGACAUUGCCGCGUCAUUCCGGCGCGUCGCCGCAUCUUCACCCUCCGGGACGGCAUCGAACAGCAAGCAGCCGCCGUCCCAUGCCGUUGACCGCGUCCUGCGGCGUGGACCGCCCCCCGACCCUCGGACUGCACGGAUCCGCCGCAUCCACAGCCGGCCUCCUCUCCAGCUUCGCGCCAAGUCCCACGUCGCCGGAGACGUUCCCGCCGCCUGUGCCUGAACUUGUUGCUGUCGUUGCUCUGCCUGCAGUAACGAGCAGGAGCUCGUUCGCCUGCCUCGCCUCGCUUUGACCAUGCCUGGCCCAGCGCGCCUCUAGUUCAGGCCAAGGCCCAGCACCUCUUCGCCCCAACCAUAAACAGGCCUCAAGGCCCAAUGUGAGCAGCACCUUGGCCUUCCCCCUGUUGGGCUGCCCAGAUUGGGCCUGUUUCUUUUUUUCCCUGCUGACGAAUUUCCUAAUUUCCAAUGCAUGCAUAAUUACAGGAGGAUGCCAUUAUUUUAAUUUGCCCACAAGUAAAUAAUCGUGCAUCAUAUGUAAAAACUUCAUAUAUGUAAAGUGCUCAGAAAUUUGUGUAGUUUAAUUAUACCCAACUUUCAUCUAUGUUUAAAAUGUUUAAAAUGAUGUUUGAUUAAAUUUGCUCCUAUGCCAUGCUAAAAUGACUUAAUUCAUAACUAUAUAACCGUAACUCCAAAUUUGAUA
Molecule: messenger RNA, 1078 nt
Organism: Triticum urartu
Lineage: Eukaryota; Viridiplantae; Streptophyta; Magnoliopsida; Poales; Poaceae
Source: RefSeq, a predicted model, not a curated record